Lemur catta (Ring-tailed lemur) is the source of this 1455-nucleotide messenger RNA. It is a transcript of the gene NUP37, whose product is annotated as nucleoporin 37. Bases 201 to 1301 code for a protein of 366 amino acids. The transcript has 9 exons. The record is from RefSeq and is a predicted model, not a curated record. Gene Ontology annotation, cellular component: nuclear pore outer ring. NCBI's taxonomy places the organism in Eukaryota, Metazoa, Chordata, Mammalia, Primates, Lemuridae. Gene Ontology annotation, molecular function: protein binding.
ACCAGAAUUUUAUGGUGUUAUAUUCUGCUGGUAUCACUUACAAAUGUGGAAAAGAGGAAAGCUGUGGAGCAAGAGUUUAACCAUUAAUUAGAUUGAAUUUUUUCCCUGCAGUUUAUGUCCCUUGAUAAGUACUUUAAAUGUUUCUUUUGAAAUGUCUCUGGCAUUGCAAUACCACGACCUUAUUUUGAUGCAUUUGCUGAAUGACUAACACUUUGACUGUUUUUAAUUGUUUCUGUUCUAUAAUCCAAAGUUUCGUGAUCUUGUCCAGUAGAAAGAAGACUAUUUUAUUUUUACAACCGCUUGAGUUUUUGACAUACAAGAUGAAGCAAGAUGCCACAAGAAAUGCUGCCUAUACUGUGGAUUGUGAAGAUUAUGUGCAUGUCGUAGAAUUUAAUCCCUUUGAGAGUGGGGAUUCAGGAAAUCUGAUUGCAUAUGGUGGCAAUAAUUACGUGGUGAUUGGCACCUGUACAUUUCAGGAGGAAGAAGCAGACAUUGAAGGACUUCAUUAUAAAACGCUGCGAACAUUUCACCAUGGAGUCAGGGUUGAUGGCAUAGCUUGGAGUCCAGAGACUAGACUUGAUUCAUUGCCUCCAGUAAUCAAAUUUUGUACUUCAGCUGCUGAUAUGAAAAUUAGAUUAUUUACUUCAGAUCUUCAAGAUAAAAAUGAAUAUAAGAUUUUAGAGGGCCAUUCAGAUUUCAUUAAUGGUUUGGUGUUUGAUCCCAAAGAAGGCCAAGAAAUUGCAAGUGUGAGUGAUGAUCAUACCUGCAGGAUUUGGAACUUGGAAGGAGUGCAGACAGCUCAUUUUGUUCUUCAUUCCCCUGGCAUGAGUGUGUGCUGGCAUCCUGAGGAAACUUUUAAGCUAAUGGUUGCAGAGAAGAAUGGAACAAUCCGGUUUUAUGAUCUUUUGGCUCAACAGGCUAUUUUGUCUCUUGAAUCGGAACAGAUGCCAUUAAUGUCAGCACAUUGGUGCCUAAAAAACACCUUCAAAGUUGGAGCUGUUGCAGGAAAUGAUUGGUUAAUUUGGGAUAUUACUCGGUCCAGUUAUCCUCAAGAUAAGAGACCUGUUCACAUGGAUCGAGCCUGCCUAUUCAGGUGGUCCACAAUUAAUGAAAACUUGUUUGCAACCACUGGUUAUCCUGGCAAAAUGGCAAGCCAGUUUCAAAUCCAUCAUUUAGGACACCCUCAGCCCAUCCUCAUUGGUUCUGUAACCAUUGGAUCUGGCCUUUCGUGGCAUCGAACUCUCCCGCUGUGUGCAAUUGGAGGAGACCACAAACUAUUGUUUUGGGUGACCGAAAUGUAAAGUAAAUUUUCUCUGUAGUUUAGAUUCAUAAACUUUGUAUUUUUAGUACAUAUUCUGGAGAAUUUCUUAUUUUUAUAUCAAAUAUGCUUGUAAACUCUAGAAAUAUCUCAGUUGUUGCUUUUGUGAAAUAAAAUAUUGAUGGUUUGAAAAAUUA